This is a messenger RNA of Diospyros lotus (date-plum), 2593 nucleotides long. RefSeq lists its product as uncharacterized. Gene Ontology annotation, molecular function: RNA binding; zinc ion binding. The record is from RefSeq and is a predicted model, not a curated record. The coding region runs from base 252 to 2393 and encodes 713 amino acids. The transcript is spliced from 3 exons. NCBI's taxonomy places the organism in Eukaryota, Viridiplantae, Streptophyta, Magnoliopsida, Ericales, Ebenaceae.
ACGCGGCUUACUUUAGGGUUGCCAGUCGAAUUUAGCCGAAAUAACCCGAAAAACCUUCAUCGGUGGUGCUUCUAGAGGGCGAGGGGAAGGUAACUGGAGAGGCAAGAGAGAAGAGAGCAGCGGAUUCAGGCUACAAUCCUUCUCCAAGUCUACUUAGUUACAGGAAACUCCUGCUCCAUCAGCAACUUGGUAGUUGGGGUUGUUCCCCUUGGUGUUCACAGAUGUAACAUACAUGCUUCUAAGUCAUUUCCAUGUCUUUGCACUUAGGCAAUCUAUCAGCCCAUGUUCAUAGAGAUGAACUUGAACGUGUUUUUAGGAGGUACGGGCGGUGUAAUGUGCAGCUGAAAGAUGGUUAUGGGUUUGUGGUUUAUGACUUCCCUUCAAAUGCAGAGAAAGCUUUGAGAAUCCUUCGGGGAAAGAACAUCUGUGGGGAACCAAUUACUCUUUCAUGGUCAAAUAGACAGCCUAGACCCUUGCAGAGAUUUGCAAGAGGUAACAGGUUCAAUGACAUGCAACGUGGAAGAAGAGGAGAAGAUUAUGUUAAUCGAAUGUUGAGUGUGAAAGCUCGACGAGAUUACAAAGUUGGUUUCACCCAUCAAGAUACUGAUGGUGGAAGGUUUAAUCCUCCUGACACGGUUGAUGAAGGGACGAGCUAUGGUCAAAAAGAUAUUAAAGAAGUUGUAGAUGAGAAACCAUACAACUUUAGGGAAGAUUUACUUUAUGAAGGUAAUAUUGUUCAAAAGGAUAUCAUGGACAAUGACAGAUGGGGGGAGAGAGUCAGUGCCCCAUCAAAUGAAAUUGGGUUUGAAGCUGGGCUGGAAUUCGACCGCUAUGAACCAUACCGUGAUGAUGAUGAUGAGAGGAGGGAUGAUGAUGGAAAACAACUACUGACACAUUCAGGUAGUUCACCAACAUUCAGGAAAUCUCAAGAUAAAGCAGGGAGAGAGCAAAUAGGAGCUCUGAGUCUGAACCAUCCUGAUGGUCCAAAAUCUCACCAGGCUUGCUACAUUUGUGGGCAAUUGGGUCACAAAAUGCGUAGCUGUCCUAGGGAAAAUGCAUCUCGGAGAAAUAAGUUAAGGACAUUUGAUUACAGGCAUGACAACAACAUCAACUUUGGAGAUACAAAUCAAGGUGAUAUUAAAGGGCCUGCAUCUAAGUCCCAGGGAAGGCUGCACUUAGGUGGAGAUGCUGUAUCUAUGAGGCAACGCGAGAAUGAUAGAAAGGCAUCUAGAUCAAGGCAACACCAUAGGUUGUUAAGAAGUGGUAAUUCCAAGUUAACAGAAGAAAGACCUAGAAGAUCAUCGAGAAAGGACUAUCUAGAGAAGAAACGGAGGAGAGAGAAUGGGUCUGCAGAGAGACAUUCAUCAAAGAAACCGAGGGGUUUGGUGUCAUCAUCCAUUCACUCUGAUUAUACCAUGUCUAGAUCACGUUUGUGUUCGGAAUCUUCUAGGUCAAGUUCUCCUUCAAACUCAAGAUCACUUUCUUCUGGAACACGCUCACAAUCUUAUAGGUCAAGAUGUGAAUCAUUGUCCCAAUAUUCUAGAUCUGAAAGUUCUAAGUCCAGGGCAAGAUCAAGGUCUAGCUCUCCUACAUCAUUGUCUCUAUCUGUAUCCCUAGGGAGGCCUUUACCAACCUCUCCAAAUAAGAUGCAGAUGAAUCAGAAGGACUCAUUGGUACAUGCCACUUGUCCACAAACCAAAGAGACUUCGGUUGAUGCCCAAUUGGCAGAUGGGGAUGCUGGAUCAGACAAUUCUAAACUUGAAAACAUGACAAUUAUUUGGGACAAUAGUAAUUCAAUGGCACCGUUCACAGUAGAGGAGGAUAUAGAGAAGGGCCACCCUCCCCGGAGUAGUGAUGAAGACAAUUGUGCCAUCACCAAGGUUUCAUCAGGGAUGAAGAAUACUUGUGUCUCACUGUUAGAGAAUGAUGAUACAACUAUUAAGAGUCUGCCCCAACAAAGUCCAGAAGGGAUCGACGACAUUCAGAAUUCUGAUGUUGUUAUGGAACAAAUGCUUGCACCAGCUAAGAGGACAGAUUCAGAAGCCCUCUUACCUGAAGAUUUUUCUGCCUCAAGGAAGAAGCUAGAUGCAGAAGCCUCUGGAAGCUCCUGUGCUAAUACUAGAGACAUCUCUUCUGAGGAGUUAUAUACGGUUCUGAAACAUUAUGGCCUGGAUCACCCAGAAGAGAAAGAAAAAGAUUUACCUGCAGGGGAAUAUUUUGGCAGUGCUCGUUUUUGGCCUUGGGAGAUCAUUUAUUAUAGGAGGCUUAGGAAGGGCCCUAUUUCGACUGAGAAUUAUGCCCGGAGGAUUGCUCAGAAUCAAGAGUUUGGUAUUGUUGAUAAGUAUAUAAGAAGCAGCAGUGGUUGGGGAGAAUUCAACCCAGAUAACUUUUGAAUGGUUUCAUAUUCUCACCUGCAACUCAUCUGUUUUUUCUGUAGAACCUUGUUUCAUUCAGCCAGGGUACUAGUGCAGUUUGCUGUUUACAUGUGAUCUUCCUUCAAGAUUUCUCAUAAUAAAACUUUGAGCAGGUAAGCUUGCAGAAUAUUUUUGAUUUGGUAUGUCCUAAUCAAAAUUAUGGGAUUUAUUUCAGUACA